Molecule: messenger RNA, 1918 nt
Organism: Coccomyxa subellipsoidea C-169
Lineage: Eukaryota; Viridiplantae; Chlorophyta; Trebouxiophyceae; Coccomyxaceae
Product: putative mitochondrial processing peptidase
Exons: 9
Coding region: 1-1509 (502 amino acids)
Biological process (GO): proteolysis
Cellular component (GO): mitochondrion
Molecular function (GO): metal ion binding; metalloendopeptidase activity
Source: RefSeq, a predicted model, not a curated record
AUGCAGCGGUCUUUGCUGAGACUGGCACGGCGCCAGAGUUCGCUGUGGCCUGCUGGCCAGCGGGCGUUCAGCCAGCCAACUGGCCAGCUGACCCCUGGGGAGCUGGCGGUGGCAGACGAAUCACCUUUUCUUAGAUUUGCAUCUCCUGUUCCCCAGCCAACAACCUAUGCGCCUUUGCUUAGUUCUAUUCCAGACACAUCGGUGACGACUCUGUCUAGCGGAUUGCGAGUGGCAUCUGAGACAACACCAUUUGCGGAGACCGCAACCGUGGGAGUUUGGAUCGAUGCUGGCAGCAGAUACGAGAAUGCGGCAAACAAUGGGACAGCCCACUUCCUGGAGCACAUGGCCUUCAAGGGCACAAAGUCUCGGACGACUCAGCAGCUGGAGGUGGAAAUCGAGAACAUGGGCGGGCACCUGAAUGCAUACACAAGCAGGGAAAUAACCUGCUAUUACGCAAAGGUGCUGAAAGGGGAUGUGCCCAAGGCUGUUGAGAUCCUGAGUGACAUCCUCCAGAACUCAGACCUGGAUGAGCAGGCCAUUGAGCGGGAGCGCAAUGUCAUCCUGAGGGAAAUGCAGGAGGUUGAGGGCGUGCCAGAGGAGGUUGUCUUUGACCAUCUGCAUGCAACAGCCUUCCAGCACACACCUUUGGGGCGCACCAUUCUGGGGCCUGCUGACAACAUCAAGACCCUGACCCGAGGGGAUCUUGCAGACUACAUUGCCACUCACUACACCGCUCCCCGCAUGGUGGUGUCGGGAGCUGGCGCCAUAGAUCACAGCCAGCUGGUGGAGCUGUCAGAGAAGGCCUUCUCAAAGCUCCCCACCACACCCCUGACGUCCAGCGACCUGGUCAAGGAGUCCCCGACAUACUUCACCGGCUCGGACGUGCGCAUCCGGGAGCCGGAUCUGCCGCUGCUGCACUGGGCGCUGGCCUUCAAGGGCGCCUCGUGGACGGACCCGGACGCCAUCCCCCUCAUGGUCAUCCAGUCCAUCAUCGGUGCAUGGAACAAAAACGCCGGCGCCGGCGGUAACAUGAGCAGCAUGAUGGCGCAGCGAGUGGCGACCAACAACCUGGCACACUCCUACAUGGCCUUCAACACCAAUUACCACGACACCGGCCUCUUUGGCGUCUAUGCCGUCUCAGACCCCAAGAGCCAGCCUGUGGAUGACCUGGCGUGGUGCAUAAUGCGGGAGAUGAGCAGCCUGAUCUACAAUGCCUCCGAGGAGCAGGUGGUGCGCGCGCGCAACCAGCUCAAGGCCUCCAUCCUGUUCUCCCAGGACGGCCCUGGAGGAGUGGCGGAGGACAUUGCCAGGCAGCUGCUGGUGUACGGGCGUCGCGUGCCCAAGGCAGAGCUGUUUGCGCGCAUUGACGCGGUGGACGAGGAGACGGUGAAAGAGGUGGCGUCGCGGUUCAUCUAUGACCAGGAGCUGGCCAUCGCUGCCAUGGGGGAUACCCAAACGCUGCCAGAUUACAACUGGUUCCGCCGCCGCACCUACUGGCUGCGCUACUAGGCGUGUUGGCGUGCAGAUGACACCCCUUGUGAAUUUUGCCUCUUGGUGGCCUGCCGGACUUCUGCAAGCGGUUUUGGUAGUUGCAGAGGGAAGGGAGAACCGUACUUGAUAUGCAUGGAUUGUGCCCUCGUGGGCCAGUAAAUUUUUUCCCUGUCAAGUAUGCCUAUUAAGUCCACCAUGUCGCAGCGUCCACCGUCACAGUGACGCUGUAACGGUGACGGAGCGGCUGUCAUCAUGAUCAUCAUGAUGCACAUUAAUGAAAUAGAAACAAAAAUAUUUGAGAGUGGUUUUGGCUUGGCUUGCUCGAACUAGAUCUAGAGCUUGUAGGCAUAUGCAUUCCAUCGCUAUUCAGAUGGAUUCAGGCCUGGGGCAAGCUACCGUAGAUGUGUAAUCAAUGCCAUUAGUGAUC